AUGGACGACAUCGCUCGCGUUAGGAAGGAUAGUGAGGCAAGGGAGGCUGAGAAGGCGAGACAAAAGCGCGCAAAGCGGAUGGACUGGCUUAAGCAACAGCUUCAGCCCCCAACAUAUGAGUAUGAACGUGAGGCUUAUACAGAAGAGCUAGGUGCCGGGUCAUCGGGUCUUUGGGUGUUUGAGGACCCCAGCUUCAAGGCAUGGUGGGACCCGGAGGGAAGUGAUCAUCGAACACUCUAUAUAAACGCCGUUCCUGGAGCAGGGAAAUCCAUGCUCGUGACCACUAUCCUGAAUAGUAUCCUCGACAAAGCGCUUCGGUCUCCCAGCGGCUGUUGGAAACCAAUUCUUUACUUUUAUUGCAGGCACAAUCAAGAGAAUAAGCGAACGUUCCGCGGAAUUCUUCGGAGUAUGCUACACCAACUCCUAAGCCAGGAUGCUGCCCUGUGCGACACUGCCUAUGAGGAGCUCCAGGCUUUUGAUGCGGUCAAGCUCCGCUCGACGGCUUGGCUCUCGGCGUACCUAAAAGAGAUAUUGCCAAUGUACAGCAAAUCCUACCUCCUGAUUGAUGGCCUCGACGAAUGCACGGAUCUGGAGGCUCGAAAAGCACUGGACUGGUGUCUCUCGCUAGAGAAAGGUGGAACCGAUCACGCCGUUCGUGUCUUGUUUUCAGGUCAAAGAAGCGUUGAGCUUUUUGAGAAACUUUCCGGCUACCCUUCGAUAGCCCUGGAAUUUUCUCCGCAUCUAAGGGAUUUAAAACGGUAUUGCCUCUCUCGACGGGAUGAGUUCUGUGAGAAGUUUCCCUUCUCACAGGCGGAGGCAACAGCUGUCGUGAACAAAGUUGAGAACGAAGCGGCAGGCAUGUUCCUCUUCGCCAAGAUCGUCCUAGACAACCUUCUAAGCAUCAAUAGUCUUGACCAGUUACACGAGGAACUUCAAGAUGGAACAUUUCCAACCGGGCUUGACAAGGCGUACCAACGGGUGGUUUCCCGCAUCUACGACGAAGUUAAGCCGCAUGUGAAAGCCGACGUGGGAAAGAUUCUCGAGUGGGUUGCCAGCGCCAAAAGGCUCCUUUACUGGAGGGAGAUCCAGGCGGUCUUUUGCAUCGACCUCGACAAGCAGGAAGCCUUCUACAAAGAGCGGAGACUUCUUGCAUCAUGUAAAGAGCUCUGUGGAUCCUUGAUUGACUUACGGCAACCACCAGAUGCCCCCGAGUCAGAGAUGCUGGUGCAACUCGUCCACGAGUCUGCGAGAGGCUUUCUCUCCCGCCGCAAGUUGAUCCAGCCAGAAUUACAAAAUGCCCACAUCACAUUGUACUGUUUGCGGUAUCUUAGCACUGACCCGUUCAAGCCGAACCUAUCCGACGCGGAGCUCAGAAUAAACGUGGAAUCUGGGUAUUACGCUUUGCACGAUUAUGCCGUGGCGAUGUGGUACGAGCACCUUGAUCGCCUAGUGUCGGAUCUAGGUCCAGCGGAAGCGGUACGAAAUGCUCAAAAGCGAGAGCGCAGUGACAUUAGCUGCCUUCGCAUUGCCUGCGAGAAGGCACUUGCGUCUUUUUUCGGCUAUACGGAGGGAUAUCAAGACAGCAUCUUAUAA
This is a messenger RNA of Parascedosporium putredinis, 1593 nucleotides long. The record is from the annotation of a GenBank genome assembly. NCBI's taxonomy places the organism in Eukaryota, Fungi, Ascomycota, Sordariomycetes, Microascales, Microascaceae.